This is a messenger RNA of Numida meleagris (helmeted guineafowl), 2774 nucleotides long. It is a transcript of the gene GPC6, whose product is annotated as glypican 6. The record is from RefSeq and is a predicted model, not a curated record. Gene Ontology annotation, biological process: cell migration; regulation of signal transduction; regulation of protein localization to membrane. NCBI's taxonomy places the organism in Eukaryota, Metazoa, Chordata, Aves, Galliformes, Numididae. The coding region runs from base 1 to 1578 and encodes 525 amino acids. The transcript has 9 exons. Gene Ontology annotation, cellular component: plasma membrane; synapse; cell surface.
AUGGAAGGAAGGAGAAAAGGGGAGAAUGUUUUGGUACAUUUGGACAAGCGGAACCUACCUACAGAAAUAUGGGAACAUUUGAGAAUCUGCCCUCAGGAAUAUACAUGCUGCACCUCAGAAAUGGAGGACAAGUUAAGCCAGCAGAGCAAACUGGAGUUUGAAAACUUGGUGGAGGAGACAAGUCACUUUGUACGUACCACUUUUAUCUCCCGGCACAAGAAGUUUGAUGAAUUUUUCCGAGAACUUCUCGAGAAUGCAGAAAGGUCCUUAAAUGACAUGUUUGUACGGACAUAUGGCACACUGUAUAUGCAGAACUCGGAGGUGUUCCAGGAUCUCUUCACAGAACUGAAGCGCUAUUACACGGGAGGCAAUGUCAACUUGGAGGAAAUGCUGAAUGAUUUCUGGGCUCGGCUGCUGGAGAGGAUGUUCCAGCUCAUAAACCCUCAGUAUCAUUUCACUGAGGACUACUUGGAGUGUGUAAGCAAGUAUACAGACCAGCUGAAACCAUUUGGAGAUGUACCCAGGAAGCUGAAGGUUCAAGUGACUAGAGCGUUCAUUGCUGCACGGACCUUUGUUCAGGGGCUGACAGUAGGCAGAGAGGUUGCAAACAGAGUAUCCAAGGUCAGUCCCACCCCAGGGUGCAUCCGAGCGUUAAUGAAGAUGUUGUACUGCCCUUACUGCAGAGGACUUCCCACUGUGAAACCUUGCAACAACUAUUGCCUCAAUGUAAUGAAGGGCUGCCUAGCAAAUCAGGCUGAUUUGGAUACUGAGUGGAAUCUGUUCAUAGAUGCUAUGCUUCUGGUAGCGGAGAGAUUAGAGGGACCAUUCAACAUUGAAUCAGUCAUGGAUCCUAUUGAUGUCAAGAUUUCUGAAGCCAUCAUGAACAUGCAAGAAAACAGCAUGCAGGUGUCGGCAAAGGUUUUUCAAGGAUGUGGUCAGCCUAAACCAGCACCUGCCCUGAGAUCUUCCCGUUCAGUCCCUGAAAACUUCAGUACACGGUUCAGACCAUAUAACCCAGAGGAGCGACCUACAACUGCUGCUGGCACAAGUUUGGAUAGGCUGGUAACAGACAUUAAAGAAAAACUAAAGCUCUCUAAAAAGUUCUGGUCAACAUUCCCCUACACAAUCUGCAAGGACGAGCGAGUGACAGCCGGCUCGUCAAACGAGGAGGACUGCUGGAAUGGCCACACCAAGGCGAGAUACUUGCCUGAGAUUAUGAAUGAUGGCUUGACCAACCAGAUCAACAAUCCAGAAGUAGAUGUAGACAUCACAAGGCCAGACACCUUCAUUCGACAACAAAUCAUGGCCUUACGUGUCAUGACGAAUAAACUGAAGAAUGCGUAUAAUGGAAAUGAUGUCAACUUCCAAGAUACAAGUGAUGAGACGAGUGGCUCUGGCAGUGGAAGCGGCUGUACGGAUGACAUCUGUCCCACCGAGUUUGAUUUCAUCAUGACGGAAGCACCGCCUGUCGACUCGGACAGGAGGGAGGUGGAGGCUUCGGCCACACAACUUGGCCAGUCACUGCAGACAUUGCUCUUCGCCUUCAUCAGCCUCGUACUGCAGAGACAAUGGAGAUAAUCUUUAAACUGGCCGGAGAAACUGUGUUUUAGCUACAGAAACAGCCAACUUCCUUCUUUUCUUACACUCUUGGACAAUGGACCAUGCCACAAACACUUGCAGUUUUCUAUGCGAAGAGAGCAGUACUGCAACCUGCUUCCCUUUUUGUUUUCCCAAAGAGCACCAGGUGCCAGACUGAACUGCUUCCUGUUUUUUGCAGAUAUCUCUGAAGAUAAUAUCCACUCUUGAGAGAAUUCUUUCUCAGAUCUUUAUUACAGGAGACUUUCUAAGCUUCAUUUCCUUUUAUGCUGCAGAAGUAAAAGGAUCUUACAGUGAAUGUUUUUUUUUUUCCCUAAUGAAAAAAAAAAAAAAAAAAGAGGGGGGUGGAAAGAAACCAAUGAAGCAGUUUUCUUUCUGAGUUGGGCCUAACUCCAGGCUGCUGCCUGAAAGUCUGAAAAAUCAACAGAACAAAAAGACAAGAAAGAAAAAAAUGCAACCAUUCUUCACUGACAGCCAGGUUUCUUUUAGGAACUUCUGUAGAAUAAUUCAGGUCAUCAGAAUGAUCAUUGCUAUGAAGAGGCAGUCUGGAUUUUUUUCCAACACAAAAGUUUGUCUCAAUGGUGAAUGUCUUGCAAUCCAUCUGCCAACACUUCAGAUCGGUAUGAAGGUAGAGAAGCUGAAAAACAAGUUCUUCUUUUAGUACGAUAGUAACUCCGCUAUCUUCAGAAUAUCAUGGUACAGUUCCUUAGGAUUUAAAUCUUAAUGCCCAGUAAUAAUAAUUAAAAAAAAAAGAGUAGUAGCACGAUUUUGCCUAGCUUCUUUUAGUGUUUAUCCAUGUUAUGCAAUUGGCACAGAUUUCCACUUAGCUCACCAUCAGCCACGGUGGUACAGCUAAACAACUCUCCUGACAAAUCUUCCCUCAAGGGUUUGGGCAGAAAAUAAUCUCUUGUGAUAAAAUCUCUUUCCUUUUAUCACUGUUCUGACAUCAAUUAGGACUUUCUGCUACUAUGUAUAUUAUCCUACCAAGAUGGCAAUUCUCUAAUGGACUAACAAUGGUGACCAGAUCAAUAGUGUAUUUCACAUCUAACUACAUCUUCCAUAUCACUUAAUUUCAGUAUCACAGGGAUUUCUUCUACAAAUUUCAGAACAAACAAAUAUAUAGUACUGACAUGGAGAUUUCUUUCACUUUUUUAGUCUUAGUACGAUCAUCUAUUUUU